AUGUUACAAAUUUUUUCAAAUUAUAAGAUUUAUUUUAUUUCUUUUGGAGAGAAAGUUGUCAAUUUUUUAAGUUAUUGUGCUCAAAUUGUCAAAACAAUUAUUAUUUGGAUUCAUAGUUGUCUGCUUCAAAUAUUUCAAAAUUGUACAAACAUUAUUUUUUAUAUUUUUGAUUAUUGCAAAGAAUUUUUUAAUGAUUUUAAACCUAAAAAGGAAGAAAAUUUAUUUUCGAAAAAUUUGUCAAUUAAAAAAGAAGAGAAAAAGGAGGAGGUUUUUCUUACUAGGAACCUUAUCCUAUUGUCACCAAGAAUUUGA
Meloidogyne enterolobii is the source of this 312-nucleotide messenger RNA. Lineage: Eukaryota; Metazoa; Nematoda; Chromadorea; Rhabditida; Meloidogynidae. The record is from the annotation of a GenBank genome assembly.